GCACUGUCAACCUUCGAAGCCGGUGACAUUCUAUGACGUAUCUCGGCACAGUAUUUCGAAAACCUACUGCACAAAAUUCAAUGGACACAAAGUGCCGAGUGCUAGAACAUUUCCAAAAGCAUUACAAGAAAAUUUUCGUAAUUUUUUCCACCGCCAUAGCAGUGUAUUUCGUACAUAAGUUCGUGAUGAAAAAAAUGUUCGGCAAGAGGACAGCUGGGAAAAGGGAGCCUUUGAAAGACUUUCCUAGUAUAGACGAUAUACAGAAGUUUAUAGAAGAACUGCCUUUUGAUGCAGUCAAAAUGGAUAAGACUGUAACGUUAAAGGAUCUCCUUGGGGAGUUAUCAGAAUUUAGUGAAGAUGAAGAAUGGAAAGAGCUGAUUGCCAGCGUACACAGUUUGUAUCAAGAAUCACCAAGGAUAAAUAAAGGAGAUAAUAUGGUACAACGGAUAUAGACCGUACUUACUGGCUUCAAAUGGUCUACACCUGACGAAAGGAUCUCCAGUCAUGUCCCUUGGGCACGAGCACACAGGCGUUAGUCCCCUUAACUCGCAGUUCGCUCCUACUCCACAAGCACCUUCGCAGGGACUCUUGCAGAUGCCGUAGAAACAAGCUGGCUUGUGGCUUGGACAGUCCUUAUCGCCGUAGCAUUCUGGCUGGCAGGACGAGUACGGGUUGCCGAAAUAGUUCUGGAAAAGAUUGGAGUGUACAAAAAGUAUGCAAAGCUCUCUAAUGUCAUUUGUCAAAAUGGAAAGUACUAAUAUACA
Molecule: messenger RNA, 764 nt
Organism: Acanthoscelides obtectus
Lineage: Eukaryota; Metazoa; Arthropoda; Insecta; Coleoptera; Chrysomelidae
Source: the annotation of a GenBank genome assembly